Messenger RNA from Nilaparvata lugens (brown planthopper), 3213 nucleotides. RefSeq names its product beta-galactoside alpha-2,6-sialyltransferase 2 (gene SiaT). Bases 351 to 1646 code for a protein of 431 amino acids. The transcript is spliced from 13 exons. The record is from RefSeq and is a predicted model, not a curated record. NCBI's taxonomy places the organism in Eukaryota, Metazoa, Arthropoda, Insecta, Hemiptera, Delphacidae. Gene Ontology annotation, molecular function: sialyltransferase activity.
ACGACGAACGACGCUAGCUCAAAAUUAGGUUAUUGCAGAUUACUAAACCCUGAAAACAUUAAUUAAAUUAAAUGUGUCGAGAGUCUUUUACUUUUUCAUAUAAGUUUUAAGCAUAUGAACUUUUUUGUCAAUGCAGAGGUGCAUUGAAAUAAUUAUUUUGCAUAAUUUCUGAUUUAUCUUCAUUCAAAAAUGUGCUCUGUAUGUAACUCAUUUACACAAACAUUUACAAUCAAAUUUAUAGUAAACAUAUUAUUUCCCGGUGUUUUUUGUUCGGUGGUAUGAUAAACAUUUAGUAAAAGCUUUCUGCUCUUUCUCCGUAAAACGUCAAAGAACUCAAAAAGUAACCCAUCAUGAAAGCAAUAGCUUUUUCUAUCUGGUUGUUCAUAAACCUUGUCUGCUUUGGUAUGUGUGGAUAUAUUUAUUUAUUGUGGUCACAAUACUGGAAUUACAUUACAAAACAACAAAAAUUAACGGCUCAGGAAACACCAAAAGUUGAUAAUAGACCGCUUGUUGAUUAUUUUCAAGAGCCAGUACCUGUGGAUAUGCAUGAUGUUGAGUGGCGUCACCAAGAAUUGGUUCAACUUCCUUUGAGAAGCAACAGUAAGCCAAGAUUCCCCAAUUCAGUGAAACCUACAGAACCUCCAAAACCAGUUCCUGAAUGUUAUGAGAAUUGCGAUUUUACUGAGUCAAGGCUGCAAGCCUUCAAGAAUCAGCUGAUCGUGAGACUGCGGCGAGUUCUGCAUGAUGAAAGCAACGUGUUUCGGUCACGUGACGGCAAUCCCUAUAAUGUCCAUUACAAGGGGACUAGAUCCAGUCAUUUAGGUACGUCACAAGAACUGCUGUGUGAUCUAAUGAAAUCAGUGCCGCGGUUGAGAACCAUUGACGGCAAAUCGCGUCCAUUCUCGGAGACCGGUCUGGGGGACUCGGUGCCCCGCGUACCCCUGUUCGCCCCCCAGGAGCACUACAACAACUGCGCCAUUGUCAGCAGUGCCGGCUCCCUCAAAGGGUCCAACCUUGGUCCGCUCAUAGAUAGCAACGACGUAGUCCUGCGUUUCAACCACGCGCCCACUGAGGGCUAUGACGAUGACGUAGGAACUAAGACGACAAUUCGUAUUCUCAACUCACAGGUUGUCUCAAAACCUGAGUUCAAUUUCCUAUAUUCGCCCAUGUACAGAGAUAUUAAACUGCUUGCCUGGGAUCCAUCCAACUAUACGUCUUCCUUGGAGCAGUGGUUCAUGAAUCCAGACUUCGAUAUAUUCACACCCUACAUGAAGCAUCGUCAAAUGAACCCGGACACUAAUACCCACAUUCUCGACCCCAGAGACCUGUGGAAACUAUGGGACUACCUACAGGCUCACACUCCUGUCAGAAUACGCAAGAAUCCGCCGUCUUCUGGGUUUCUUGGUCUAGUUUUAUUGCUGCCCUACUGUUCGUACAUCAACAUGUACGAGUACAUCCCAACAGUGCGCCUGACCAACCUGUGCCACUACUUCGACGAGGUGAAUGACCCCUCGUGCACUUUCGGCGCCUGGCACCCUCUGUCCGCCGAGAAGCUGUUGGCCCUCGCCUUGAAUCGAGCCAGCGACCGCUCUGUCUUCCAGACUGGCUUCAUCACCAUUCCCGGAUACCAAAAUGACUCCUGUUGAUCCUGCGCCGUGCUUUUCAAAUUCAGCACAUUCCUCCUCGUUAUUUAUCCGAUGAUCCUCGGCUUGAUCCACUUUUUAAUGGUUAUGAUCCUCUCCUAGACGACCAAUCACAUAACACAGACCUUACCGGUUAUCGGACAAGGAGAAAAAUGCAAUACUUUCCUGACCUGAGUAGAAGUGCAAAGAAAGUAGAAAACACUUUUUUGAGCUCAGGAGGUCUCAAAAUAUUAUAAUAUUUUAGCAACUUGUUUUUGUAAAAACAAUUCUUGUAAAAACUAGUAAAAAAUACUAGUAAAAUUGUAGACCAUUACGAUUAAUACGGUACUGCAACUACGUCAGGACUGUUUUAAGUUUGAUUUCACUGUCAAUUUUCCUUGCGAUUGAUACGAAAUACUCAACAGUUUUUGUGUGUCAAUUGAAACAAUAAAUAAUUAAGAAUUAAUCGACCGGAUAUGCAAGUAUUGCAAGCAUUUGAAAUUCAAAUUUGGUCCGCUGCAACUUUGUCAACUGCAUUCUUGUUGAGUCUUUUCUCGAGUUUCUGAGGCAAUGUUUAUUCUAGAUUUAAUCCAGAAAUUCUACCACGAUGUUGAGUACGUUUGGCCUGACCCUAGGACGAACCACUACCCUCUGGUUUACACUCCAUUUCCAUGGACAAUCUUCGGAAUUUUCCUGCUUUUCGUCUACUAUUUGGGACCAAAAUACAUGCAUGGAAGACAACCUUAUCGACUGAAAAAGAUUGUCAUAAUUUACAACGUCUUACAGAUGAUUUUCAAUGGAUACCUGGUUGUUAGUGUUGUAAGGCUUUGCUACUGGCCUUUGAGAUACAGUUUAUGGUGUCAACCUGUUGAAACUGGGACAUCGCCUAGAGAAGUGGAGAUUACAGUCCUUGUCUGGCUCUAUUAUGUGUGCAAAAUCAUCGAUAUCAUGGAUACUGUAUUCAUAAUUAUGAGGAAAAAAUACUCACAACUUACACUGCUGCAUAUCUUUCAUCACGCGGGUAUGAUACUAUUUGCAUGGGGCGGCAUAAAGUAUGUUCCAGGAGGACAAAGUUUAUCAAUAGGAUUGACCAAUUGUUUUGUUCAUGUUGUAAUGUAUGGAUACUAUUUACUAACAUUGGUUGACAAACGCUGUACAAGUUCAUGGUGGAAGAAGCACAUCACACAGAUGCAAAUGUUGCAGUUUUUCAUUAUGGGCUUUCACCAUUCGAUAUCAGCGGUCAUUGACUGUGGUUAUCCCCGCAUUGCUAGCUCGUGGAUUGUUUUCUGUACAUUCUCCAUCACCUAUCUAUUUGCUAUUUUCUAUUGGAAUGCCUAUGUACAACCCGAAAGAAGGGAAAAAGAAUCAUGAUUCUCAGAUGUAGGUAUUCAUCCAGCUGUAUUUCAAUAAGUUCCUAUUCCAAUAAAAAUUAAUAAUUGUGAAAUGAAUGCUUGUCAAUAUAAUGUAUACAUUUUUGUACCACUAUAAUUUACUGUAUAAAAGGAUAAUCACAUUAAUAAAUUAUGAAUGUUGUUGAUAAAUUGUGACUAUUAAAUGUAAAAGAUUAAUUAAUAUAUGAAUUCCAUUUACU